Molecule: messenger RNA, 690 nt
Organism: Monosiga brevicollis MX1
Lineage: Eukaryota; Choanoflagellata; Craspedida; Salpingoecidae
Exons: 3
Coding region: 1-690 (229 amino acids)
Source: RefSeq, a predicted model, not a curated record
AUGCUGAAGCUUGGACAAGUCGUCAUUGCACUCUGCGCCGCGGCGCUGCUUGUGCAGGCCAAUGAGGAUGAUCUGCAAUACUGCGAUUGCAUCGUGGACGUGAACUGUGACGACUCGGCCGCCAUUACCGAGGCCAUGCAGACGUUGGAGGCCAACGACUGUGCCUCAAAUUGCGGUACAGAAAUCUGCAGCAAGGCUUUUUUCUACGCGCAGGCGCACCAUGACCACUGCCUGACAUCCAAGUUGCCGGCUGGCAUUGAAGAGCUUCACGACUUUGAGGGCAUUUGCACCGAGUGCUACAUUGAGCGUGAGCACGAUGAUAGUCUGCCCACCUGCGCCAGCUACGAAUGCACCUCUGAGGCGGCUGCAACCUCUGCCUUCAAUUAUCUGGCUGCGAAUUGCUCCUCCGACUGCUCGCCUACUGAAUGCCAAACAUCCUUCCAGACCCUACGCGCCGCUCACGACGGUUGCGACCAUGAUGACGUGCCCGAAGCCGCGGAGCAAGGUCUCCACGAUUUCGAGGAUCUGUGUGCCGCUUAUGACUGCAAUGUCGAACAUGAUCAUGACCAUGAUCACGACCAUGACCAUGACCACGACCAUGAUGACCACACGUGCGCUGCUUCGCGUUCCGGUACCUUGGCCUGGAUCCCCCUUGGCGUUGCGGCCGUCGUUGGAGUGGCUUUCAUGUAA